UAUGCAUAAUAUUAGAGCGGAGUAAUAUACGGCUGGGAGUAAGUCCCUGGCGUGCAACGAGAGGAAAAACACACAAACAAAAGCGUUAACUUGAGGUUUUGGCGAUGCCGCCUACUGAGACCACCAUUACGCAUUGAUUAGUUCCCCCCACAGUGAAGCAGCAGAGGAAUUUCUGGGUGCAGAUAUAGGACCACUCCUCUCUCUGCAUACGAUUUUCUCUCCUCUCUCCACAGUCGGGGCUUGUUGGUGAGGAAGGGGGAGGAUGGUCUUGCAGUCGACGAAAGGAACAGGAGUUUAUUGAGGAGUAGCUGCAACGGGAGGAAAAGCCUGUGCACAUGAGCCUUGCGGAUGUCAAGAAGAGAAAAAAAGAAAGGCUCGCGCCUGGACAGAUGACCGCUCUGUUGAAACACUGGCGCUUGAAUUGUUUAACUUGUUGAUGCAACGUUUUUCUACUGUUUCCCCCCCUUCUCGUCUGGGUGCAGUGACACAUAGAUGGGUGGCGGAAUCGCAAGUAUUCUCUUCCUAUGAUAGGUAUUUAUUGAACUCGCCGUGGAUGCAGUUUAAAGAGAAACCUUCUUUAAGAUGCAAUUCAUCUCCGAGCCGUAGCACUGUGAUAACCGGAGCAGGGUCGUUUUAAAAAAGAAACUACAGGUCAGCAUGGCAGCAGGUGUAGCGGCAUGGCUUCCCUUCGCCCGAGCAGCGGCCAUAGGAUGGAUGCCCGUGGCGAGCACCCCGAUGCCCAUGCCUCCUCAAGACAAGAGGAAAGCCCAGGACGGACUUAUUAUCCUCAACGUGAGUGGGACCAAGUUUCAAACGUGGCGAACCACUUUGGAGAGGUACCCGGACACUUUGCUGGGGAGCACGGAGAGAGACUUCUUUUUCCACGAGGAGACGAACGAAUACUUUUUCGACCGCGACCCUGACAUCUUCAGACACAUCCUCAAUUUCUACCGCACGGGGAAACUACACUAUCCGCGCCAAGAAUGCAUAUCCGCGUACGACGAGGAGCUCGCGUUCUUUGGUAUUAUUCCCGAGAUCAUCGGGGACUGCUGCUACGAGGAGUACAAAGACCGAAGGCGCGAAAACGCGGAGAGGCUUCAGGAUGACGAGGAGAUGGACAUGAACAAUGACGUCACGCCAGUCAACCUGACGUUCCGGGAGUACCUGUGGCGGGCUUUUGAAAACCCCCACACCAGCACCUUGGCUCUGGUCUUCUACUAUGUCACGGGGUUCUUCAUUGCCAUAUCAGUGAUGGCCAACGUGGUGGAGACGGUUCCCUGUGGGUCUUUGCCCAACAGGUCAAAGGAGAUUUCCUGUGGAGACCGUUACGCUCUAGCCUUCUUUUGUUUGGACACCGCGUGCGUCAUGAUCUUCACGGUCGAGUACCUUCUCCGAUUAAUCGCGGCGCCCAGCCGGUACAAGUUCAUGAAAAGUGUGAUGAGCGUCAUCGACGUGGUCGCCAUCAUGCCUUACUACAUCGGCCUGGUGAUGACCGACAACGACCAGGUGAGCGGUGCUUUCGUCACCCUCAGAGUCUUCCGGGUUUUUCGGAUUUUCAAGUUCUCCCGGCACUCCGCUGGGCUGCGCAUCUUGGGCUACACCUUGAAGAGCUGCGCCUCCGAGCUGGGCUUCCUCCUCUUUUCGCUCACCAUGGCCAUCAUUAUCUUUGCCACGGUUAUGUUUUAUGCGGAGAAAGGCUCCACGGCCAGCAAGUUCACCAGUAUCCCCGCAGCCUUUUGGUACACCAUUGUCACCAUGACAACACUGGGGUACGGUGACAUGGUGCCAAAAACAAUCGUAGGGAAGGUGUUUGGGUCCAUAUGCUCUCUGAGUGGGGUGCUGGUCAUUGCCUUGCCUGUCCCUGUCAUAGUGUCAAACUUCAGCCGUAUCUACCACCAAAGCCAGCGGGCAGAGAAACGACGAGCACAGAGGAAAACUCGCCUCGCUAGAAUCCGCGCUGUGAAGAUUCGAGGCACUAAUGCCUAUAUGCGCUACAAACAAAAUGGGCUCCUGAUCGACUCACUGGAGGAGGCUUCCAAGGAGGCAGGACAAGCCCUGGUGGGGAAGGCCCCCAGCCCUCCUUUCGAGAGCCAGCAUCAUCAUCUGCUGCACUGCCUGGAAAAGACCACGAAUCACGAGUUUGUGGACGAGCAGACCUUUCAGGCAAACUGCAUGGAGGUCUCCGUAAUGAACAAGUCCGGCUCCCGGACCUCCUCCGUGUCCUCGUCUCCUCACGGCCUGGGCUCAUGCUGCUCUCGACGCCAUAGAAAGAAGAGCAGCUUCAGCCUGCCCAGCACAAAUAACCAGGAGCUCAGCACCAUACAGAUAAGAGAGAGGCCAGUGGCUAACAGUCGCGCCAGCCUGAACGCUAAACUCGACGAGACCGUGCCCUUGAAAUGUGAUGAACCUUACAUCACUCCCUCCAUGGUCAGCUUAUCUGCCCCGGUGGUGACUUCAUCAGACGGGGACGGCUCCACCACCACAGCAUACUCUCAGAGCAACAUUGUCCGAGUAUCUGCCUUGUAGAUGUCACGCCUAUCUGAUCGGCUAACUGGUCUCAAGAAGCACCAGAUGCUGAGGAGAGGGACCACCGAGCAUCAACCUGCCAUAAUCUAAGAAGGAUUAUAAGAUUAACAGAGGUCGAGGGUUUUUUUGAAGUUGUUAUCUCAUCUGAUGUCAAACUCUGCAUGGUAUUAAUAUGAUGUGGACAGCUGCCUUGGAAGUGAACCAGCAGAUCUUGCUCCAUCAAGCACAGCAAGAGCAAGGAAGAGGGCGAGGAACGCGUGGUCAUCGUCGUUGCCUAAAAAUACUGAGGAAAAAAGAAAAACAACUUUAUUUUUGAUUAUGUAAUGUAGUCAUAUUUGUUGUCUAUGAUUUAAGGAGGAAAUGCGGAUGUUUAAAGGUCAUUCUCGAUGGCCUCUGAUGACAAAGCACACAUAUUCAUUGCCUGAAGGCGAUCUUUGUGAAUAUUAAAUCAGUCUCCUUUACACAUCGCGGGACAUUCGUUUCACUCACUGCUUGUUACAUCGAUUGUUUUGAACCCCAACCCCCUUCAAUGACAUGUUUUCUAACGCUCCCCUCACUGUUGUAAAUUCCAAAAAUCGUACAUCCACCAGAAUGGAUAACUGUUGUGAUUUUUCAUUAACUGACUCAUUAACUAGUUGAAAAACAUCGCUCGAUGACGAGUAAAAUAUACUACGCAUCCUGACCAUGUUUGUGAAAUGUGCAAAGUGAAAGUCAAAUGACGAAUUCUGUGUUAGCUUACAUAUUUGACAUCCUGAUAUGGAUCUGUGUGACAGCCGCUGUCGUUAGUUAAUAAUUGAUACUGAGAACUAUACAGGGUAUAUAUUAGUUAGGUCACAAGGUAGAAACAUAAGUCAAUGUUCUCGGCGGCACUUAACUAAUACUAACCCUAAUGUGGACACGUGGUAUUUGGACUGAAAACUAUAUGAGAGAGUUUUGAGCAUCAAUCCCAAUGACUUACCAAUUCUUAUGAUAUUCAAAAGCAAGCCUCGGUGGAGUUUACUGUGUCAAAGGGCCAUUUUGUACACUUUUCAUGUUGUAAAUAUCUCAGUUAGGACUUUCUCAACCGCAUUUGAAGCUGGCUCCUCUCUUAUUUCUAGAUUUAGUUGACACUUGUUGGCAUUCUCUUUCUGUCUGUUAACUGGUUGAAUUAAGGAUUUGCAUGCUCUCAUUGCCGAAUUCUGUUUUAUUAAAGUAUGUCUCUGCUUCUUGUUGGUUUGUCAGUAAAAACGAGAUUGGUGGGAAGGAAACAAGUGAGCCUGGUAUGUCAUGAUGUAAAUUCUGCUUUUAAUGAAACACAAGUCUUGUCACGGACCACAUAUGUAAGCGGCAAGGGAAAAGGGGACAAAUGAUCACACACAUUGUGCAUUUGGUGCAGUGGAUAGAAUAAAUACUGUAGCUCUAUGGAAACAUCCAUUAAAUGACCCAUGUCUUUUCUUUUAUUACAAAAAAAGAAAGAAAAUAAUUAGGUAGAUCUGAUAAUGUUUUUUUCACGACUACUCAAAGAGCAUCUUUUAUAACAGGAUGGCAUAAUAAUUAGGUGCUGCUGGAGGACAUGUGAAGACCUGACUGGCCCAGCGGUGGGUCGCGGCUGCAGGGUCUCUGGAGACAGACUGCAGGCCUCUGUGAUUGUUUGACAGAGAGCGCAGCACCGACCCCCCCUGCAGAGCUGAUUGCGUUAGUCCAGGCAGCUUCUCACAGCAUGCACUGCCGCUGCUCUGCAGUGUUUAGUAACUGCUGAGAAGUCAGCCUGCAUAAAAUCUAAGAUAACGCAGCGGCAUAUAAAAUAAUAAGCUUCUUAUACCCAAAUAAAAAAAAAAGAAAAAUCCCACUUUGACAACUGGGAUUUAAUUUAGUUAAUAUUUGGACAAUGACUAGACAAACGUUAUUAAAUUCUAUAUUCACUUGCACAGCGAAUAUGAAUACAGUCAUUGGGUCUAGAGCCACUUAAAAGAUGUUUAUAGGGGUGGAAAGUCUAUCUUUUCUUAUGAAAUAUGGACUUCAUCCUGUUUUUCAGCCGAUAAAAUUCUGAAGAAAACUGAGGGUUUACUGCAGCGUAUAUGAUUGGGUCACUUAGUGACGUGAUGCAGGCAACAGACACUGACAGGACCUCCAUGUCUUCAAUGAUAAUUAUCUGAAAAACAAUAGGCAAUUUUAAGAAUUAAGAGAUCUUUAGAUGAACUUUGUAUAACACAACAGAGAUUUUCAUGUGAAUCCCAUUUCAUUUACAUAGCACUAAAUCACAGCAACAGCCCCCCCGACGUGUUUUGUAUUGUAAGGUAACGACCCUGCAAUAAUAGAGAGUAAUCACAAGCCUAUUGCUGCUGACACUUACCUGUGAGUUUGUGUUUUUGUGAACCAAGUAAUUCACCAGGAUCGUUGUGAUCAGUGGUAACCAGAAUAAGAGGAAGGUUAGAAUUAUAUAGCCAGCACGUUUAGCCAUUUUGCCCUCUUUCUUUUUGUUUGCUCUCUCUUUACUUGCUUUUGAAGGCAUCAUGCAAACAGCCCCUUCUACCGCUGCAGGGAGUUGCAUUGCUUCUGUUUCGGGGACGUUGCUUGAGACUGGAGGUGAAGCGGUCACCUGAGCCUGUGAGGCAACAGUCAGUGUUUCUCCUUCAUUGUUGUUUAGGGCUUGGUCAGGCUCUGUCAGUAAGAUAGUAGUAGACUGAGAAUUUACAUUUGGUGCAGGCAAUGAUGGGGGCUGCAGGAGGCUGUUUUCUUUGGAUUCUUCUUCAGACUUCAGUCUGUCUUUGGACUGUUCCUGUGUGUUGAAACUGACUGACGCCCGCUUUGUGGUUAAGCUCUUAACAUUUGAAUCAGCAUCUCCAUUUGACAGAUUCACUUCAACCUUCAUGACAUGGGGGUUUGACUGCUCUGUUUUUAAAGGUUUUUUCUCAGUAAGCACUGUAGCCUGUACUGGAAGGGGCCGAGCUUGUUUUGUUUCUGCAUUGCUCAUCUUCACUGUAUCUUUAAAUUCUUUCUUAUCCUCUGAAUUGAUGGAGACAGAUUGUACUGAUUUUUCUUUGGGUGAAUUUGAUUCAGCUUGUGUCUGAGCAUUGCCUAAGCUCAAAGUGGGGUUUUGCUCAAAUCUUCCACAUUCAUUUUCCACCACUGCGGCUUUUUCUUUCUCCGGCUUCUCUUCAUUUUUGUCUUUUGUAGCAAGAGUAAAAGUACCUUUGUCAAAUAUUUUACGGCUGUGUGAUCUCACCAGGGCAAAUAUGCGAGCGUAGAAUCCAAUGAUGACACCAAAACACGCUGCCCACAGUGGGAAUAGCAUGUAAAGCCCAAAUUUGUCAAAAGAGAAUAACGUUUCUCUCUGUUGUCGUUGGCAUUUCAUAUGCAAAGGUGAGUCCCUCAAAAAUAUCACACAAAAAGCAGACACCAGAAUAGCGAAGGUCCAUGUGAGAGGAAUCAGCGCCUUAAUUCGCCUUUUCCUUUGAUUGGCUUUGAAGGGCUGUGCAAUGGCCUGGUAUCUCUCUGCACUUAUGCACGCCAGUGUUAACAACUGGAUACAGCAGCUGAAUGAAAAAGAGGCCAUUUGUACAUCACAGAUGAAACUGUCCACUUUUCUGUUUCGAUACACACUCACAACGAUGGUUAAGAGAACCGGGCAAUCGAUUACACAUCUCAGAAAGUCUAUAACAGCCAGACUGACCACCAGCGCGUUAUUGGAAGUUUGCAGGGACUUUUGCCGAUACACCGCCAGUAUGACAAAAACAUUUGCCGCAGCCCCCACAACAGAAGUGCUGGAGAGAAUAAAGCUGUUCGCCAGCACAAAUGCGAUUUCAACGUAUUCCUCCAAGGCUGUAUUGUUCCCAGAGUCUAGUGCAGGUGUGGGCUCGCCUCUCAUCUCUGGAUUCAAAGAGCCAACAUAUUUAGUUCUUUAUCAUCACUCUUUCCACGCUGACCAAACGCACGUCAAGCCUGCGUCCCUUAUCGCCACUGAAUGAAUAAUAUUAACUGGUAAACCUGUAGCUCAGACAAUUUGCGCCAAAGAAUCCGCCCUUUUCAUUAUCAUUCGACAGCACCGGCGGGUCACCUGGGAGUCCUCAGUGUUCACAUUCAUUAAAAGCUCUGCAGUGUAUUCACAGCAGAGACAACUGGGGGGAAACGAUGGCUGUUAAUUAAAUAGCAAUUACGUCACCAUUGUCUCAAUCCUGAUAUAACUGCAAAAAAAAAAAAAAAAAAAAAAGCCAGGCAGGGGUUCAAAUCUAUAAUGCGGCGAUGAUGACGGCAUGGCACUGUAAUGCACAGGAUACUGUGCGCACAUGUGCGAACUGAACAGCUGUCCGUGUCAUAUUAAUACAGUGCACCACAAAGGUUAAAAGCUUUGCAUUAAGCAUGCCAGAUGGAUGACUUGGGAGUUCUUGAAUUGGCUCAGGAUAUAAAGCGAGCAAUGCUGCAGGAUUAUUGCACGACACUGUGUAAUCCUGUUUGGAGAUAAAGUGUGAAAUGCUCUUUGCUUCAAAUAUGCAAGCUAUGGACUACACCAAAUCUGGGAUUAGAUUAAUAUAUAAUGCAUUUUGCUUUUGAUCAUCUAACAUAUUAGGCUGAUCAAAUAUCUUCCAGUAACAUAUGGAAUCAAAUCAGAAGUUCUGGAAAAGAACAAAAUCAGUGAUCGCACAUCUGACAAUAUCUGGACGCCAAAGACAAUGUGCAGCUUAUAACCACAAGAUAAAAGAUCAAAAACACUUUAUUCCGAAGCAGAUGCCCAUCUGCAAUAUUUACAGCGCACCAAACAGGUGGGUAGGAACAAUGUGAGCAAGAGAGUGAAACAGAUUCACACUAAUAUAACAAAGCUUACAUACAGACAAAAAAAAAGACAAUGUAAAAUAUUGUAGCAGAGCACUAAACAAUUACCUGAAAGAUAUCACUCAGCUGUGCACAGUGUAAUGUGAAGUAAUGUGACGUGUAGAUUUAAUUUAAAAAUACUGCUACAGUUUUGUAACUACAGUGCGCCAAAGGGGAAACUAGCUCUUUCGCCGUGCUUGUGGCUGUUCCUGAAGCCUGAGACUGUGUGGCUGGAUUUCAUUGAUUAGGACCACUGAGAAACUGAUCUGCUGCUCAAAGCUGAAGUUUGACUUGUCACAUAGUAAUUUUUGAGUAAAACUAAUGAUGGAUUGUUACAGUGAUUGAUUUAAAUUAAUUAUCCUGUUUGUUAGCACCAACUCAAGAGUGAAAAAAAAAUUCUCCUCAACUGGGUGCUUUUACUCCAUCGUUAAUCAGCAAUGCAUUUUUCUCUUCGUGACUCAUCGUUGCUUCAGGAACGUGUCACGUGGGACACGAUGUCCUGCCUUUGAAUCAGACCCAGAGAUGUUAUUAUGUUACCCUUCUCUGAACCGCCUAAUGCCCCUUUGAACUGUCUACACAGACGAAAAAGCACAAAAUAAUACAAAUGAAAAAUUGCCAGACCACAGAGCAGGCUAACCAAGUAAAAUGAAAGUCUUUUACUGCCUGACUGACUACUCAUUGUUAAAACAUGCACAAGGUGAGCUGUGCAGCAAGCUUGCUUAACAAGUGCACCGAAAUUUCUCAUGUUUUCCUAAUGCGAUUUUGUGGGUAGAGAAAAACUGAUUUAAGCAUAUUAUUUUUUCUUUGCUAUUUCCCUAGAAUAAAAAAAUAAUAAUUUUACCGAGUACAUUGUGUAUUCACAAAGGCGCUCGACAAAGAAAUAAUGCCGGAGCAAUGUUUUUGUGCAGCAGACGUUUGGAAAGUGUGAGAGUUGGGAAAAGGAAGGACUUAUUACAUAAUCCAAAAACAAAUAAAAUUAUUUGACCAAGCUGUCAGUAUUGAUUAGACCACGGAGCUGGCUACUGUUGACUUUAAUUCAAAUUUUUUUGUUGUUGUUGCAUAAUGCUAUCACACAGGAGGAUGGUGUGCUGUAUAGCUUCCAUAAAAACAGAUCACCUAUUCCCAGAACAGUCCUCCUAAUGUAAAAAGGGUCACACAGUCUACUAUAUGCACGAAUUAACAAUUCAUUACCCAACAGUUCAACAAUAUUAGGAAGAAAAAUAGGAAAUGACGUCUUAUAUGAGUAAAAUGAGUAGAAAAAGAUCCACUGCAUUAAAUUUAUGCAAAAAAAGAAAAGAAAAAAAGUCUAGGAUUUCAGUUUCCCACAGUCUUUCUCUGCAGUCUGGGUGUGUUUAACCAUCCUAGUGUGUUUAAAAAUGGAAAGAAAUUGAAAACCACAUACAUUUUUUUAUGUAGUGUAUUUCUGUUUGUUAUAUAUCUCCUUCAAUUCAUAAGUAAAAAUCAUCACUGGUUUUGUUAGUAAAAUGUUACAGAUCAAAAGAAGAGACUACAAAAUAACCACGCAAUAUAAUAUUCUAGUCAGGAAAAUAAAUUUAAAACAAAAAAAUAACACAACAUUUACAUGGUAUUGUGUUGCAUUACAGCAUUUUAUUGUGAAGUUUCCCGUUUUUUUGUCCAACCUUCUGAAUAUCCCUGUCAGCCUCUGAGCUGAUUCUGUUCUCUAACAACGUUGGUACCUCUGUGACAGACUCGAGUCUGUAGGUGUCCUGGUCUGUCUUCUUGAUGAGGCACCAGUGAACGCAGACAACCAUGACAGCUUUUUUUUGUCACAGAGGCAACACCUUGCUGUGUGUGUUGACACUUCUGCCAAAGGAGGACAGCCAGCUCCCCUUGUUCACAGAGUGCAUGCGGAUGCUGACACUGGUGGACCCAUGAGGAAUGUAACGGCCACAAGACAGCACCUCCAGAGCACAAUCACGGAACUGAUAGGAAAAAAAAAACAACCAAGAACAAGAACUGUCAGGAAAUAUGAGCAAUAACUUCACAAACAGUGUUUCUUCAAUCUUUGUUCACAAUCAAGAUUUUAUCUCAGUUCUACAGUACCUGUGUGCUUUUACCUGUUUGUUGGAAAGGAAGUAGAUGAUGGGGUUGUAGAUUGGACUCGUCUUGGCAAAGUACAUUGGCAUGGUGGCAACUAGAGGAGGAAUGUGCAGCUCUGGAUCUAUAACUACCACCAAUGACAAUGCUGUGUAGGGCAGCCAGCAGGCAAAAAAUGCUACUACCAUAGCCAACACCAUACUGAUGGCAUGAUCAUUCUCUUUCUGGCUGGAACGCCCACCUUGUAGCUCCACACUCCUGUUCAGCUAGAAGAGAGCAACGUUGGGCCACAUUAAAAGCUAAUUACUUGUUUUACUAUGCAUGCGGUAGACUGCAAGCAAACAUAGAUAGAUGCAUGAAUUUUAAAUGUUGCUUAAAUGGCGUAAUGAAUAAGCAAAAGCUAUUACACACCCACCUUAUUCAUGGAUUUCAGCAGUUUAAAGUAGCAGUAGAUGAUGAUUGCAACUGGAAUAAUGAAGCAGAGGAGUGUGUAGAAAAUGAGAUAGCUGUAGUUGCUCCAUGAUCUCUCUUCCCAGGCCAGUGAGCAGGAUGUCUGGACCCCCCCAGGUCCGUAGGAGCUCCAGCCAAAUAAUGGCGCCACAGCCCAAAACAAGCAGAAGAUCCAGACAAACAGCAAGCCAAAGAUGCUUCUCCGCAUCCUCAGCUUUAAACCAGCUUUUGGCUUGCAUACCACAUUGUAUCGCUCAUAGGCAAGAAGAGUAAGAGUGCAGAGAGACACCAAACCUAGACAAGACAACAACAAGAAAACAUAACUGACAUUUAGACAGUUCAAGGCAUACUUGGAGUUCUUUUCUUUUAUAGAGUUAUCAACUCCAAUGAUUUUUGAGUAUGCUCGGGUGUCAUGAAGAAGAUAUCUGAUAAAUCUGACACGUGACUAAACUCUACAUGCAAAGAAAACAUUCAUAAAACACAAAAGAAACAAAAGUCAUUUCUUGAAAUGCUAAAAAAGAUGCUCCAAAAAUGUAAGAUUUUCUAAUGUUUCUUGGUUCCCAGGAUAUUUAAAAGCAGAAUGGGAAGCAGAGCCUUCAACUUUCAGGCUCCUCCCUAAGUCUGGUUCUUCUAGAGGUUUCUUCCUGUUAAAAUUGAGUUUUUCCUUUCCGCUGUUAAAUGCUUGCUUACAAGGAUAAUUUUCUCUCGAUUAUUGUAGGGUCUUUACCUUACAAUAUGAAGCUCCCUGGGCAACGGUUGUUGUGAUUUGGCACUGUAUAAAUAAAAUUAAAUUUUCUAGAAAUCUAAAGCAUUACCGGUAGUAAUUUUAAUUAGUAUGUCUCACUGUGACAGAAUGACAGUGGCAACUGGAUUCAUACACUACAUUUUAUUAUGUGUAAACUCAAUGUGCUUAACAGAAGAAACAAACAUAUAAACCUCUGUGUCUAGGUCUGUUUGAACAAAAAAGGUUUUGAGUCUAUUUUUGAAUGUUGCCACAGAUGUAACUGAUCUCAGGUCAGCAGGCAGCUUGUUCCAAAGAGCAGGACAACAGUAUCUAAAAGAAGCACCAUCAGCAUAUUUGGAUCUGAUUCUAGGAACGUCAAGAUCUACACCUGAUCACCAGAGAGGUCUGACUCGGUCAUAAACAGUGAGCAAGUCAGAGAUGUACUGGGGGUGUUCAAACCAUUAAGAGCUUUGUGACCUAUUAAAAAGAUUUAAAAGGUAAUUCCAUGCUGUACUGGGAGCCAGUGCAGUGCCUUCAAUA
Molecule: messenger RNA, 11086 nt
Organism: Haplochromis burtoni (Burton's mouthbrooder)
Lineage: Eukaryota; Metazoa; Chordata; Actinopteri; Cichliformes; Cichlidae
Product: potassium voltage-gated channel subfamily D member 2
Exons: 7
Coding region: 658-2526 (622 amino acids)
Biological process (GO): protein homooligomerization; potassium ion transmembrane transport
Cellular component (GO): membrane; voltage-gated potassium channel complex
Molecular function (GO): A-type (transient outward) potassium channel activity; protein binding
Source: RefSeq, a predicted model, not a curated record